Molecule: messenger RNA, 1308 nt
Organism: Prorocentrum cordatum
Lineage: Eukaryota; Dinophyceae; Prorocentrales; Prorocentraceae
Source: the annotation of a GenBank genome assembly
CUAUCAAAUGCCGUGCGCAUCGAGCUUGGAGUCAAUUCGCCCGUCCGUUGGCAGCACGUUGCUGAGAACAAGGUGCUGGUGGACAGAGCCGCUGGGCUUCUAGCGCCAGUUAAUGGUUCCGAGCGGUACGUUACAGUCGGGUGUGGACACGCCACGGCUUUCUGCAAGUUGGCAGGGGUGCAGGGCAGGACGUCGAAGAAGUCAUUGCAGAUGGCUGAUUCAGAUACGAUUGACGUGCAGAAGUUGUCCCAGAAUGCGCAAUUCAAAGCCAUGAUCGAGAAAGGCUGGGCGUGGGAGGUGGCCCCAAGUAUCAUUGACGAGCUGUUCCCAGGUUUCGCUUCAGUGGCCCAGAAGGCUUUAAACACUCAGAACCACAUCGGCACGGAGGUCGGGGAGCUGGAGACCUGCAUGACGUUGGCGGCGAUUGCUAAUGACCCAGGGAUGCGCCAGGUUGCGGAUUGGAAAGCCACGGCUAUCGAGAACGUAGUUUCGCUCAACAUAUCGAGCGCAAAGUACAGCAAGACAUUGCUUGAGUUUGUUGAGAAUUUCGGCGGUGGCGAUGGCGCUCCUCUCGUGUCGUUCAUGGACUCGGUUGCAAAGCAAUUUGGUCGCUACGCUACGGUUGAGGACGGCGUGGCGCGCUUGCUCGUGAAGAAUGACGUCACGAAGGUUGCUAGCAAGCCUAAGAUGGCUGAAGCAAAUACUGCUGAAAGCAUUCUUGGCGAAGCCAUGAAUAUCGCCAGGGGGCUUGAUGGCAUCGAUGCGGCGUUGCAGCCAUUAGGGCAGCUAUUCGUGAGGAUUGCGUUGAAGCUCACAGGUAAGGAGAAGAUGGGUCGGGAGGGCAAGGAGCUUAAGUGGGGCGACCUAUGCAAUUCAUUUCUGGCCAGCCUCAGCGACCUCAAGGGUCAGACGGUAAAGUUCGACGAGUGGUCUAAGCAUGCGGUCUCGAGCGGCGCUGCAGCCGCUGCCAAAGCGAAGCCGGGUGCAUCCAGCACGGCGACGCUCAGCGACCAUAGGGGCCCGACAUGGAUUGCCAAGAAGGCUGGGUAUUCGGUCGGGCGCCUAGUAGUCCAGGAGGACGUUGCAGCCCAGAGGCUUUACACUAUCUUCAGCGUCGGCCAGACUGUCAAGCUUCGCGAAGCUGUUAACCACGACGCGAGCCGAGAGGCACACACGGCUGAGAUUACAUGUGAGGAUCUUCUUCAGAAGUGGUCAAUCUCUAAGGCUGCACUGUCAAAACAGAUGGAUGGUGAUCAGCAGCGCCCGCAGCAGCUGUACAUCGACAAGCAGAAGGCUGCGUUGUACUGA